This is a messenger RNA of Saccharomycodes ludwigii, 495 nucleotides long. RefSeq names its product RNA-binding protein POP5 (gene POP5). Gene Ontology annotation, molecular function: ribonuclease P RNA binding. Gene Ontology annotation, cellular component: ribonuclease P complex. Gene Ontology annotation, biological process: tRNA 5'-leader removal. The record is from RefSeq and is a predicted model, not a curated record. The transcript has a single exon. Lineage: Eukaryota; Fungi; Ascomycota; Saccharomycetes; Saccharomycodales; Saccharomycodaceae. The coding region runs from base 1 to 495 and encodes 164 amino acids.
AUGGUUAGAUUCAAGAGCAGAUAUGUUUUAUUUGAAAUUAUAUAUCCACUGACUGAAGAGGUGGAUAUGUCAGGCUUAUCAUCGAAUGAUAUUAAAUUAUUAUUUCACAAAUACACACCAACAGAAGUUACUCCAAAAGUGAUUAUGACGGAUUUAAAAAAGAUAAUACAGUUAUAUUUUGGUGACGUUGGUUUGGGUCAUUCAACCUCAAUGUUUCAAUUGAAAUAUUUUUCAAAUAAGACUUCCACGGGUAUUAUAAGAUGCAGUAGGGAAGAUUGUGGUUAUAUAAUAUCUGGUCUAACUUUGAUGACGAAACUUGGAGCUCAAAAAAAUAUGAUUGUCAAUGUUAUUAAGGUAAGUGGUACAAUGAAAAAAAUAGAAGAGUUUGCAAUAAAAUGGUCAAAAGAUAAUUUAAAACAAAUCAUUAAUGAAAAAGAAAAUAGAUUAUUUGAACAAAGAAUUUUAUCAAUAACUCGAAAAGAAAAUGAAAAAUAA